UGGUGGGAAAAGUGUUGCAUUGGCUUAGGUCCGAUUAAACAUGGACAACCAAGUAUUGUUGAUGACAAAUCCGAUAUAUUGAUGUACUAUAUCGUGUUUGUGAAUUUCUAUAGCUUCUCUGGUUUGAUUUGCCACACAUGCAACACUGCUGCCACCAACGAUGCAUGCAACACAGGAGGCAACACAGUUUCAUGUAGCAAUAACCAGGUAUGUAAAAACGAAAUACGUGAUAAUAAUGGAAACCACCAAAUAAUGAAAUCAUGUAAGGAUAGUAGUACGUGUUUUAAUGAGGAAGCGAGAAAUGCAGACCGAUGUCAUCCGGCUACGAGUCCGUCACUGUGUAGUUACUGUUGCUCUACUGACUUGUGUAAUGAACCAGAAAUCCCGUCGGAUGGGCAAUCUGCAGGUGCUUGCAUCGAUCCUCUUGGUGUGGAAGAUGGAACCAUUCCUUCCGACCAACUUACAGUUUCCAGUGUAUAUAAUGAUCAUACGUGGUAUGGGGCUGAUCGUGGGCGACUCAACGCAGAAGAAGAAAAUGCUGGAUAUGGAGGAUGGUCAGCAAAGGCCAAUGACAGUAAUCCGUGGAUUCAAGCCGAUCUUGGUAUACUGAAUGAAGUCACUGGAGUAAUAACACAAGGAAGCAAUGACUGGAAUGAAUGGGUGACAUCGUACGAAGUUCAUCACAGUGUUGAUAAUACCAACUUUCAACCAGUAACGGAAGGGAGUGGUCAAACUGCGGUGUUUACUGGAAACUCAGAUCAAAACACUGCUGUGACAAACAUGUUCCAUACUGGAGUCUUCGCUCGAUACAUCCGUAUCCAUCCAACCGAUUGGAAUGAACACAUCAGUCUGAGAUUUGAAGUUCUUGGAUGUCCAGAUACAGAACAACCUAUAUUAACGUGUCCAUCUGACGCCAUUUUGAAUACUGUCAUGGGCGCUGCAACGGUGUCGACCGAUUAUUCUAGUGCAGUAACUGCAAGUGACAACUCAGCUGCUCUUCCAACCAUUUCGCCUGAUCCUGCAUCAGUAUUUCCAGUUAGUCUUGGAAUUGGCGCUCAAGAUUUUACUUUUACGGCCACUGACUUGUCGGGGAAUGCUAAUACUUGCACGUUUACAAUUACCGUUCAAGAUACCGAACAACCCACAAUGACAUGUCCAUCAGAUGUCAUUUUGAAUACUGACAUAGGUGCUGCAACGGUGUCAAUUGAUUAUUCAAGUACAGUAACUGCAAGUGACAACUCAGCUGCUCUCCCCACCAUCUCGCCUGAUCCCCUAUCAGUAUUUCCAGUUAGUCUUGGAAUUGGCGCUCAACCUUUUACUUUUACGGCCACAGACUCGUCGGCAAAUACUAAUACUUGCACAUUUACAGUUACCGUUCAAGAUACCGAAAAUCCAACACUGACAUGUCCGUUUGACACAACAGUUGACAUUACAUACAUCUGUACUGACACUGCAUUGGUAGACUAUUCAAAAUCAAUAAAUGCAAGUGACAACUCGGGAACUGUCCCCAACAUUUCGCCUGAUCCUACAACAUUGUUUCCAGCCAUUCUUGAGAUUGGAUCAAACCCUUUUACUUUUACGGUAACGGACUCGUCAGGGAAUACUAACAAUUGUACGUUUACAAUAAAGGUUCAAGAUUUGAAGUUCCGAUUUCGUACGAUGGUCCAUAAACAUAAAAGUCAAUCAAAGAAUUACGUGAUGAUAGCUAAGCAUCAUACGCAUUCCGUCAUCCAAUGCGGGCUGCACUGCUUGAGGGAUCCAUUAUGCGUAUCCGUUCAAUUUGGUAAUGGUAUAUGUCAACUACAUGGCAUCAGUGAAGAGGAGGACGAAAGUUACAUUAUUACAAAUAACAACAUGGUUCACUACGAGAACACACAAUAAUAGAGAAAACCAGCUCAGCAUAGCUUCAUUCCAAAUAUAUCAAGCAUGACAGUAAAGCUCAAUAAAACUCAAUGUGAUGUCAUUUACUCUCUAAAUGCAAACGAGUGGAAAAAGAGUGAAAGAGUGCCUACAAGGAGCACUCCUGAUGGAAUGGGUAAAAAAUAAUGAGAUUCCACGCUAUUCUGAGUAAAUUUUAGUAAUUUUUCACUAUUUUAAAAAUAAUAUUCACUCAUUUAAGAGUAAAUUUUCACGCAAGGAAGAAUGGAGUUGAAGUGGUCCCGGUAGUCACUCUUUUUGAGUGAAAAUUCUCUUUUUUACAAUAAGAGAGUAGGCCUACACUGAUUUUGCAAAGGCUUUUGACAGAGUCGACCACAAACUCUACAUUUAUGAACUUUCUAAAUUUGGUUUUACUGGAAAUAUUUUAAAACUUUGCGCAACUACAUAUACAAUCUAAAACAAAAGAUUUCAAUUGAUGGUAGUAUAUCAGAUUGGCUCAAUGUGAGAUCAACUAGGUUCCCACAGGGAACAAAUUUAGGACCUUUGUUUUCUAUCCUUGUCAUAAAUGACUUACCAGUACCUUCGAAUUCACAUUGUUUACUCUAUGCUGAUGAUUUGAAAUUAAUUAGAUUAAUAUCUCAUAUGCACUAUUCACUCCUUUUACAAGAUGAUCUACAUAAACUUAAUUCAUGGUGCAAUAAUUGGCUUGGCACAUGGAACUUAGUUUAAGUAGAUGUAAAGUUUUAAACAUUUGUAUUUAUAAGAAGAAAAAUCUUUUUAUAGUAUUAGUAAUUAUAUUUUAGACAAUAUAAAUUCUCGUUGUGAUCUUGAUAUAAUUAUCGAGUUUUAUUUUAAUUAACAUAUUAAACAUAUUUAUUUUAAAGCUAAUAGGAUGUUAGGACUCGUUAAAGCGAAAUUGCUGGCAUAUCAAAUACAGUAGAACCCCUAUUAUGAGGACACUUCGGGACCAAAAAAGUGUCCCAUUAAUAGGUGUGUUCCAUGAAUAGGGGUACCCCUAUUCAGGGGACACUAACCAAAAACGCAAAAUUGUCCCCUUAAUAGGAGUUUUUGGCAUGUUUUCAUACAACAAUAACAUACAUUUUGUGUAAUUUUAUUUUUAUUGACUUAAGAAUCAGCUAAGUAGAAUUAGAACAUAUUUGUAGCAACAAUUUUCAAUGCAAAUACAAUUCAUUUAUAAUAUUAAAUCAGCACAAAUUUAAUUAAAACAACAAUUUUUAAAUGUUUUAAAAGUGGUUUGGUGCAGUAGGUAGGCCAUACAGACCUGUUUGAUACAUGUUAUGAUCUCCCAAUUUCAUCAAACCAUCACUGCAUAGGUUCUCUCCACCCUGGAGUAUAAAUGGGUACCUGGUGGGGUUGCCUACUCCUGCGAUGUUUACCAGCAGCAACACUUAAAACAUUAAGACUCAAUGGUAAGCAAAAAAGAAGCGCUUUAUAUCUACAAAGAAAAGGCACUGUACAAAUGGUAUAAAUAAUAAAAUAUUAAUAUUAAAAUGUUCCAAAUAUUAUUUCAUGAUGCAAUGUUAAUGACCAAAUAUUCCUUUUUUUAUGUAAAAUAUUGAGCUUACUAUUGGAUGAUUGUAGCAUAAAUAGAGUAACGACUUAGAAUUAAUGGUGGAUGUCAGAGUAUAUUAGAAUAUUAUAUGAAAGUACACGAAAACCAAUUUUUGAAACGCAUCCUCAUGGUUAAGGGUCAAAAUUUAAAAAAAAUUGGUUUAUAUGAAGAAAAACAUUCAGUAGGCCUAUUCCGACGUUUACUCUAAAGAUUCAGGAGAGAAACUGCUGGUUUAUUGCUUAAAUAUGAAGUUAAAUGAAUUUUUCUUACUUUGAGACUAUUGUAAUGUUGUGACGUGAUACAAUGAUAAAAAAAAAUUAGGUGUCUCCUUAUAGGGAUAUUUGACCAUUUUGCACACUCAGAAAGUGUCCUCUUACUGCUAGUAAUUAUGUGCCUUACCAAUAAUGAACUACUUUUGGCACAUAGCAUUAUAUGGCAUUAUAUUUUAAUCACAAUAUUUUAUUGCUGAUUUGUUAGAGGCUGUUAUAUUUGUUUUCUUUUUAUGUAUAUUUAUGUAAAAAUGUUUAGUAAUAGGAGUGCCACUUGAUAGUUGCAGUCCUCAGGUAACGAAUUUUGUUUGUAAGUUUUGUUUUGUGUUGCUUUGAACUGGAUAUUAAAUUUUGAAAAAGCAGAAGGGAGGUCUCUAAAUUUUACAAAAUUUUAAAUAAAUGGGGAUUAAAAAUGACAUAUUACUUA
Messenger RNA from Anneissia japonica, 4147 nucleotides. RefSeq names its product SCO-spondin-like. The record is from RefSeq and is a predicted model, not a curated record. The coding region runs from base 82 to 1881 and encodes 599 amino acids. The transcript has 9 exons. Lineage: Eukaryota; Metazoa; Echinodermata; Crinoidea; Comatulida; Comatulidae.